This is a messenger RNA of Leishmania major strain Friedlin, 1593 nucleotides long. Its product is annotated as putative protein kinase. The record is from RefSeq and is a predicted model, not a curated record. The transcript has a single exon. Gene Ontology annotation, molecular function: ATP binding; protein kinase activity. Lineage: Eukaryota; Euglenozoa; Kinetoplastea; Trypanosomatida; Trypanosomatidae. The coding region runs from base 1 to 1593 and encodes 530 amino acids. Gene Ontology annotation, cellular component: cytoplasm. Gene Ontology annotation, biological process: protein phosphorylation.
AUGGAGGAACGUUUUGAUUGGAUGACGUUCGGCGACGACGUCUCCGGCGCACAGGCGGGCAGCGCUGCGCCGCCCUCCACCGGCGCCGACGAGGACGUGCCCAUCUUCCUGCGGGAGGAUGCUGGAAUGGCUCAGGCGGGCGCUUCGCAUGCAACGGUGGCGUCAGGAAGCACGGGUAUCGGCGCAGAGAACGGAACGCCGGCGUUUCUUGCGGUGUGCCCAGCGGCUGAUGUGGCGCCGCGCUUGUGUGGUGGCUGGUCAUCGGAGGGUUCGCCGGUGUGGGAUGGCUCUCUCCGGCAACAGCAGAAGCCGUCAUCGACGGCAGCGUUGGGCCACCCGGGAGGCGCUGGCGACGUGCCGGCGGCAACGUCGGCGGUGCUUUACGCUGACCAGCCCUCUGCUGCCGUCCUGCACUUUACAGGGGACAGCGGGCGCUCCUGGGGUGCGCUGCAUCGCGUUCGCAUCCUCGGCAAAGGCAGCUACGGCUGCGCCACCCUGUACUCCAUGAAGGACGCGGCCUCCGGCGCCGUUGAACCAACGCACGCGGUCGUGGUAAAGGAUAUCAACAUGCAGACAAUGCUGAACCCAGCCGAGGAGGUACCGGCUGUGCAGAACGAGCUGAAGGUACUUCGCACCGUGCUGGGGCACCCGAACCUGGUGCAGUACGUCGAUGCCCUGUUCGACACGCGACCGCCCACCUACCCGAUGUCGUUCAUCAUGAUGGAAUACUGCGCUGGUGGGGACCUUGCGGCGGUGAUGGACGGUCGCCGCCCAGACAGCACCACCACGAACGGGGCGCCAUCCUCACCACCAUCCAUCCCCUUGGCCACCACCACCGCAUCCACAGCGGCCGGGCCUGACAUACUUACAGAGCCGUGCGUCGCGUCGCUCUUUAUUCAGGUCGCGGUGGCGCUGCAGUCGCUUCACACUGAGUACGGCAUCUUGCACCGCGACGUGAAGCCGCACAAUAUCUUUUUACUGGAGGACGGCAUCACGGUCCGCCUCGGCGACUUUGGCAUCUCCACGCAGCUCGAUCGCGUCGGCGAUACGGCGAAGGAGGCGUGCGGGUCGCCGUACUACAUGGCACCGGAGCUGUUCGAGGAGCGGGCCUACGGUGCGGCAGCUGAUGUUUGGUCCCUUGGCGUUGUUUUCUACCAACUCAUGGCGCGACAGCUUCCCUUCACGGCCGCCUCAGCGGCGGAGCUCCGUUCGCUUGUGUGCCGCGGCCGCUGCACACCCCUCCACGACCUCCAAAACGAGUCCACGUCACGCUACUCGCGACAGUUCAAGGAACUCGUGAGCUCGCUGCUGACGGCGGACGCGGCGGCGCGGCCGACCCUGCGUCGUGUGCUGCGCCACAAAUACGUGCGAGAGUCUCUCAAGUAUGUCCCUGUGAGUGUGUUGACGGCGAAGAAGCCGCUGCCGGCUGCACGGGUGCCCUCCACAGGCGCAACGCCCUCAUCGUCGUCUCAGAGGUUCAGCGCGGACGGGCUGUACGCCAGCCUGUUCGGCAGUGAUGUGGUGGGGCAGGCGGUGUCGCAGGCCGUACACGCUGGUGUGCACCCCAUUGUGAGCCGUGUUCAUUCGGCAUAG